This is a messenger RNA of Theobroma umbraticum, 2823 nucleotides long. The record is from RefSeq and is a predicted model, not a curated record. NCBI's taxonomy places the organism in Eukaryota, Viridiplantae, Streptophyta, Magnoliopsida, Malvales, Malvaceae.
AUGUAUGGUUUUGUAUGGAAUCAUGAAGUUAGAAGACUCUUCUCUCAAAGAGCAAUGAGAGUGGUAUGGGUAGUGGCCAUGAUUGGAGGUCUAGGAGCUUUUGUUAGCUUUGUGGAUCCUGAUCAUCAUCUUCAUCAGCCUCAUCGGAUCCUGGUUGAUACAGAUGUUGAUACCGAUGAUGUUUUUGCUCUCUUUUAUCUCUUGAAGCAAGACAGGACUCAAUUCCAUUUGCAGGGAAUUACUAUCAAUGCAAAUGGAUGGAGUGAUGCUGGCCAUGCCAUCAAUCAUGUAUACGAUAUUCUGUUUAUGAUGGAUCGUGAUGAUAUUCCUGUGGGAGUAGGAGGUGAAGGUGGCAUUUUAGCCAAUGGUACUAUCCUUCCCAAUGUUGGUGGAUAUCAACCCAUAAUUGACCAGGAAAUGUCAACUGCUGGGGAAUGUAGAUAUAGACAAGCAAUACCUGUGGCACGAAGAGGGCGUCUUGAUGUCAACUCUAACUAUGGCCUCAGAAAAGCUUUCCUUCCACAGGGUAGCAGGAGGUACACUCCUCUCCAGCAACCUACAGCACAAGAAGUGAUGAAAGAUGCAAUUUCUUCAGGUCCUACAACUGUCUUUCUUUUGGGUGCACAUACAAACUUUGCCAUCUUCCUCAUGAGCAAUCCUGACUUGAAGAAAAAUGUUAAACACAUUUAUGUCAUGGGGGGUUCUGUUAGAUCAAACUGUCCAAAGAAUGACAGCUCUGAUAAUUCAGGGGAGUGUCCUAAUAUUGGUAACCUCUAUCCCCAAGACAGCAACCCAUACGCUGAGUUCAAUAUAUUUUCAGAUCCUUUUGCUGCCUACAAGGUGUUCCAUUCUGGUAUCCCAGUCACACUCGUUCCUCUGGAUGCAACAAAUACCAUCCCUUUAAGUAGGAGUUUCUUCACGGAGUUUGAAAGGAGACAGGAUACAUAUGAGGCAAAAUACUGCUUCCAAGCUUUAAAAAUUAUUCGCGAUACCUGGUUAAGUGAUGUAUUCCAUGAGCAAUAUUGUAUGUGGGACUCUUUUCUGGUUGGUGUAGCAUUAUCUAUAAUGCGAAACUCUAGCAAUGGAGAAAAUGAGUUCGCUGAGAUGCAAUAUAUAAAUAUCUCAGUGGUUACCUCUAAUGAACCUUAUGGAAUAUCAGAUGGCUCCAAUCCGCUCAUUACAGGGAAUUCAAUGCCAAAGUUUAAAGUAGACAAGAAUGGGGUGCAUAGUGGCCAUGUUCAAAUGGGAAUGCAAGAUCGUUUUUGCCUUCAGAAAGGAAAAGGGAAAUGUCAGGAUGGUUACACAAAAGAAGAUACUGGAGAGGAUGCGGUACGUGUUCUUGCUGCAAUGAAAGCUAAAUCAAACCAUGAAAAUGGGAGCUCACUUCAGAAAGAAUUUUAUAAAAGCUUUCUCCGAGUUAUAAACAGCCCUGAGAAAACUGGAAGGUUUGAUAUCAGAAAACAAUAUCUUUUCCACAGGGAGGUUCUUCAUAAACCAGAUUUUGGAAAGAAGAUGAGUGGAAAACCAGUUGUUUUUGACAUGGAUAUGAGUGCAGGGGACUUUCUAGCUCUUCUAUAUCUCCUCAAAUUGCCUGUGGAACAAAUCAACCUCAAGGGAAUACUAAUCUGCUCAACUGGCUGGGCAACUUCUGCAACAAUAGAUGUUGUAUAUGAUAUACUACAUAUGAUGGGCCGCGAUGACAUUCCAGUUGGUCUUGGUAAAGCAUUUGCAGUUGGGCAAGCCAAUCCAGCUUUCUCUGCUAUUGGAGACUGCAAGUACUCGAAAGCUAUCCCUCAUGGUAGUGGUGGUUACUUGGACUCCGACACAUUAUAUGGACUUGCUCGUGACUUACCUCGAAGUCCAAGAAGAUACACAGCAGAAAACUCUGUCAAGUUUGGAGCUUCUAGAGAUACCGAUCAUCCUGAACUUAGGCAACCGUCAGCGCUAGAUGUUUGGAAGUCUAUAGUGGACUCUUUGGAUGCAGGAUCAAAGAUCACUUUGUUAAUGAAUGGACCUUUGACAAACUUAGCAGAGAUCAUUUUGUCAGAGAAUGCAAGCUCAAUGAUUCAGGUAAACAAUGUCAAAAUGCCUAGACCAAAUGAUGACACUGUCUACUUAUGUCUUCUGAUGCAGGGAGUAUACAUUGUUGGAGGACACAUAGCCUAUGUCAAUGACAAUGGGAAAGGAAAUCUUUUCACUGUUCCCUCCAAUGAAUAUGCAGAAUUUAACAUGUUUCUUGAUCCUUUAGCUGCAAAGGAAGUUUUUACUUCAUCUCUGGACAUCACGCUUGUUCCACUGCAAAUGCAAAGAAGAGUUAGUUCCUUCAGCUCAAUUCUUAACAGGAUGAAUCUCACAGCUCUGACACCUGAAGCUUUGUUUGUCCAACGUCUACUCUCAAGACUUUGGCAAUUAGAACAGGAACAUUAUAGAUAUCAUCACAUGGAUAUAUUUUUGGGAGAGAUCCUUGGAGCAGUAGUCUUGGCUGCAAAUCCACACUUGAACCAGACAUUUAGGUUGAAGCCUCUUAAGGUCUUGGCAGAUGGAGACAUAACAAAUAUAGGAGAGAUUAUUAUUGAUAAAGAACAAGGGAAGCAAGUGCUUGUUUUGGAAAAUGUUAAUCCACAGGCAUACUAUGAUCAUUUUGCAAGGGUCUUAGGUGAUCACAGGCAGUCCGCUGUGCUAGGAAGCUUUCAUGAGCAGGAAAGAAUGUGGAAUUCACCAGCAGCAAAGACAAACAUCUGCUGCCUUCACCUUGAUGAGUUGAUUCAGACAGACCAGUAUAUGGAAAAACAUCUGAUUGUCAACUUGGCUGACCUUGUCUAG